Gongylonema pulchrum is the source of this 849-nucleotide messenger RNA. Lineage: Eukaryota; Metazoa; Nematoda; Chromadorea; Rhabditida; Gongylonematidae. The record is from the annotation of a GenBank genome assembly.
GUUUGUUUCCACUGGGCAGUUGGAAAUUGCAAGCGGCUCUUGGGUGAUGACCGACGAAGCAACACCUUUUUUCCCGUCUACCGUUGAUAAUAUUAUAGAAGGGCAGCAAUUCAUUUACAAUGAACUGGAUGUGCUUGCUCAAGUUAUGUGGUCCAAUGAUCCGUUUGGUUAUGGGCCAUCAGUGCCUUAUCUGUUCACCAAGACUGGCAUACAUCGGGCAGUCAUAAACAGGGACCAGAAACUUUCAGAUACUAAUGGAACUGAUGAAAUGUACACACAUGUUUUACCGUACAAUCACUACGACAUCCUAAACAGUUGUGGACCAGAUCAAGGUGUUUGCUGCCAAUUUGAUUUCAAACGAAUCACCCAUUUCUCUUGUCCGGGGCCUUCACCUAUCUCAAUCACUAAAAAUAACGUCAAAAAGAAGCAAGGGCGAAAAUUAUUCAGUGGAGAUGGCCGACGCAAAAUCCAAAUUGUUAAAACGUUGCUUGUUGCGUAUAAAACUAAAUUCGGAACUUUCACGGAUUAUUUUAACGCACUCUUGCAAAGCAACGAGCAGCAAAAUCGCUCAUUAGCUACACUCUCCGGUGAUUUCUUCCCCUACGAAUGCAGCAUUUAUGAUUACUGGACAGGCUAUUAUACAACACGUCCAUUCUAUAAGAGACAGGAACGAGAGCUACAUUUUGAUUUUCUCGAUUUUCAGUCAUUCAUAAGGGCAGCGGAUUUACUGAGCAGCAGCGCUUUCAUACAUUUAUCCACGCAAAAUCGCAAAUUUAUCAAGCAAAAUCUCACCGACGCACGACGCAAUCUUGCACUAUUUCAGCAUCACGAUGCUAUCACUGGUUAGUU